GAUUCUUGCGGAAACUCAAAACUUCAACUGUCAAAAAUUUUCAAAGAGUUGUGGGCAAAUCUAUUUAUUUAUUAGCCAUUAGCAAAUAUUGAACACAAUAUGAUUUUAAUAUUCGUACACUGUCAUCGACGUUGAAAUGAAAAAGAGCGUCAGUUUAGAAAAGAUAUAUGAUGCAGAAAUAGUGUCUCAUGUAAGAAACAGCUCUUAUAUACGCCGAUUUCCCGACGUUAUAAUUGCUCCCAAGAGAAGACUUCGGAACACGCUCGAAAAUUAUAGUGAAAUAUAUUCCAUCGUCAUUCGGCCUAAACUUCACAGGAGUUGUUCUUUUUCUGAGCUGGCCACCAACUGCAGCGACAGCAGCUUUGUCAAACAAACAAACGGUAUAUCAGUGCAGAGAUACAGUAGUAAAUCGUUCUAUGAGCAAUCAGGAGACGCUGUGGUGAAGUACUGCUCGAACUCUACGUCCAGCACUGCACACACUCACAUGUCGUGGAAUCAUAAGGGAAAGUCGCAAAAGAAGAAAACAGCGAUGAACGAAGACACGUAUGGUUCAAAGUUUGCUAAGGAGUUCGCUCAAAGCAACCAAAUAGAUUUAGCGCCCGAAAGUAGCCACCCGGAGGACUCCAGCGCGGAGAGUUCUGAUCAUGACGCCUACAGGCGCAAAAUGUUUCCCUUCAAAAGCACUCCGAGUGGUAAUCUAAAGGUGCAAUCCAAUCAGGUAGUAUUUCAGUCUUCGACCGUGGGCGUUCUUUUGGCAGACCCUACACAGGCUAAAGUAAAAGUAAAAUUUGAAGGAAAAGCAGCAGGCGAACCGGAUGACGACAGCGAAAUUAACGACCCAUCGGGCACAUGUCACAGCGAAUGUGGUGGCAAGCCGAAACUGUCCGAAGCGAAACAUGCGAAAGGCAAGGACUUGGAGAGCUUCGGCUUCGCACAGUACGAGCCGGUGGACUGGCUGCGAGUCCAGUUACCCAAGAAACAGGAUCUCUUUCAGGAGUUCUAUCGACGUGUACAUAACUACGUCAACACCGACACAGUAAUUCACAUCGGCGAUGAAGAAUUCCACUGUCAUCACAUAGUAUUGCAAGUGUAUUCGGCAUUUUUCAAUGCUAACACGCAAAAGGAUAUUACACUGCCAGCAGCUCGCGUCACGCCACAGGCGUUUCAAACGUUAUAUGAAUGGAUGAUUUUCAGCGGACCGGAAAGCAACCGGGUACUUAAACGGGAAAAUAUACUGGCACUAUUUUGCGCAGCACAGUUUCUGGCUAUUAAAGAUUUAGAAGAUCAAUGUUGGGCGUUCAUUGCUAACGAGUCCUUGAUAAACGAAGAUACGGCAUUUGCGUUGUUUCGAGAAGCACGGGCAAAAGGCAUCAAGGAAGUCAUGGAUUUAAUGGUACCACGGGUACAAAGGUUUUUCCUACCUUUGGUGGCAUCGAGAGAUUUCUUUGGUCUAGAAUUGGAUGAGAUCUUAAUGUUCUUAAGAUCAAAUUACAUCUGCGUCACCAGUGAGAUAGAAGUCCUAAUGGCUGGAGUGCGAUGGCUGCACGGCGACUGGCCGGAGCGGCGACGGCACGCAGCCGACGUGAUGCGCUGCGUGCGUUUCGGCCUAAUCUCGCCCUGGCAGCUAGUCGACAUCAAGCGGAAUCCCGACAACGCUGAGAUUCUGGAGAUCGUCAACGACCCUGACGUUCAGCAGAUGGUCGACGAUGGACUUGCCUACGUCAUCAUAAAAUACUGGUACGGCAACAACUCCAAGAACUAUUACCAUUGGAUAGAUGUUCUUGGUCUCACGGAACCAGCUGAAAGGAAUUGGAUUGGAGAAGAAACGAAUCAUAUCACGUUCAAGGACUUCCUGAAAUACCUUGAACAGUUCAUGGCGCCCAAAGACCAAGUUUACCAGCAGAUGGCCCUCAUGCAACCGCCACGGAGAAAUGAUGACAUGCCCGGCAGUCUUCGCGGUAUGGACGCUGAUAUAAUGGACUCACGAAGACCGAAACUGGACUUACCUCUGCCAACGACGCUUAAAGGGUUCACGGGAGAUAAGGAAAAGUUUCCUAUGAGCGAAUUAUUUAUGGAUCAGAGGAAGAAUAAAGACCGUAGUCCGCCUUCGGGCCAGUCUCCGUCGACGGCCCCUCGUGAGGAAGAUCUGGCGAUGCAGAUGAAGAGGAUGCGGACCGUGCUGCACGGCAGGAGCGAGCAGGCAAGAGAGGAUCGAAAGCGAGCUAUACAAAGUAAAUUCCACCUGCCCGCGCACCGUCCGCAACUGCAACAGAUUCAGAUGUGUCUGUUGGAACAAGAUAAUCUGUCGUCGAAACAGCGGGAGCAGGCAUUCGACCCGCCAGAGAAGGACUCCAUUGAAGAACUCAACACCAACCAGAGUGACACAAGCGACUCUGAACACAUAAUGCUUCGCUAUGAGAGACGUCCGAGCGCAGCGGCAGCCUACUUGGCUGCUGCCACAGCUGCUAUGGCCGGCACUAAGGCGCAGACAGAGGCGGCAUCGUCGAGUGCUCAAAAGGCAGCAACAGCAGCAAGUGCGCCGGCGCCGGGGCGACAGAACAACACGAGUCCCACUAUAUCGCUCUUCAACCAAUCCAAGGAAUCUUUGGCAAGGAAGAAUAUGAAUAAAUUAUCAACAUCUGUCCUAGGACCAACUAAUAAGAUCUACACUGCCGAUGGCUCUCUGUUCAACUACAACAGAGAAACUGUGUUAGUGUUUGGAGGCAUCGACCCUCAUGCUAAUUAUGGCCUCGGGAGAAAUACUGGGAAGGAUAUAUUUAGGUUCGAUCCAGUAACUAACACUUGGGAUAUCGUCGGAGAACUUCCCGAGCCGAGACAUCACCAUUCAGUUGCUUUCCUGCGAGGAAGAGUUUAUCUCGUUGGUGGGUCAGAUCCUCGGGACGAUGACACACGUGGCAAAUCAGUAGUGGUGUCUACCGUGUGGAGCUUCGAGCCGGUCACCCGGGCCUGGUUCAGCGAGUCCGGCCUCGCCGUGCCCAGGAAGAACUUCGGCCUCGUCGUCCACAAGAUGGCUCUGUAUGCCAUAGGGGGACAGGAUAAAAAGGGGAGAGUUCUCCGCUCUGUGGAGAAGUUCGACCCGGCCACAGGCUUCUGGAGCGAGGUGCGCUCGAUGGGCGUGGCUCGCAUGGCGGCCGCGGCCACCAAGUACCGAGAGUACAUCUGGGUCGCCGGCGGUAUGACCGGCGAGAAGAAGCGGCCCGUCUGCAAGGUCGUCGAGUGCUACAACUCGGAAACUAACCAGUGGACGGCUAUUUACGACCUGCGGUUUCCGCGCUGCUUCUCCACGCUGUUCGCGAUGAACGACAAACUGUACCUCGUCGGAGGCGCCGGCAAAGUGUCCGAGAAAGAGAAAACUGCGAGCAGUGUCGGUGCUAUAGACUACUGGGAUUGGAAGUCGCGCAGCUGGAAGCAGCAGACAGAGAUGUCUAUUCCGCGCCACGGGCACGCCCUCGCGUACCUCGGCACGCAGAUGAUCAUCAUAGGCGGUGUUACAACUAUCUACAUGCGCGCUCUGAACAACGUGGAGUCGUUCUGCUGUGAACGCGAGGCGUGGAUCAGGGGUGUCGCGUCCAUGCCAUCGCCUCUCUCUGGACACGGCGCCGUCACCCUACCACCGGCAUCGCUCAUGUAACCCUACCUUAACCCUACACUAAAACCUCAUUCAAUGUGAAAACCUGGCAGUUGGGAUGGCUCAAAGUUACCGUCGUUUUGUUAAGCGUUGAAUUGCGAUCCUCCGAACGUGAGUUUUUAAAGUAGUAUAAGAUUCUUGAAACAAAGCAAAGG
Cydia amplana is the source of this 3804-nucleotide messenger RNA. RefSeq lists its product as uncharacterized. The record is from RefSeq and is a predicted model, not a curated record. The transcript has 28 exons. NCBI's taxonomy places the organism in Eukaryota, Metazoa, Arthropoda, Insecta, Lepidoptera, Tortricidae. The coding region runs from base 137 to 3652 and encodes 1171 amino acids. Gene Ontology annotation, molecular function: protein binding.